ACCAGAUGUCAGCUACAGUCAUCGUUUAGUUAUUGAAUAGCAUACACAACAAAUUAGAAUCUCAAAACAAAAUCGGGAAAAUGAUGAAAUUUUUAGUUGUUGCAUUCUUUGCUGUUUUGGCCAUUGCCAAGGCCAAUGAAUUCUGUGCUGGUUGUGUGACCACCGUGACCGACGACAAAGGUCUUGAAAGGGCCACCAAUACCCUAAACAAUUCACUGAAAAAAUUGGCUGCCGGUGAAGGACCACAUUACAAACUUGUCAAAAUCAACUCUGCUACCUCUCAAGUCAUCCGUGGUCAUUUGUUCAGAAUAAAUGCUGAUUUGGAGGAUGAGAAUGGCCACACCAAGACCUGUGAUAUUAAAAUUAUUGAAUUCACCGAUGUGAAUAUUACCUUCAACUGCCCCGAAGAACAAGAGGUUUCUAGAACUCAUAGCUAUUAAGAUGUUUGCAGUAUGUUUUGAAAAAAUAAAAUUUUGGAAAAAAUAGAAA
Messenger RNA from Musca domestica (house fly), 489 nucleotides. Its product is annotated as sarcocystatin-A. The record is from RefSeq and is a predicted model, not a curated record. The transcript is spliced from 2 exons. Bases 81 to 440 code for a protein of 119 amino acids. Lineage: Eukaryota; Metazoa; Arthropoda; Insecta; Diptera; Muscidae. Gene Ontology annotation, molecular function: cysteine-type endopeptidase inhibitor activity.